Molecule: messenger RNA, 1036 nt
Organism: Fundulus heteroclitus (mummichog)
Lineage: Eukaryota; Metazoa; Chordata; Actinopteri; Cyprinodontiformes; Fundulidae
Product: GTPase IMAP family member 4
Exons: 1
Molecular function (GO): GTP binding
Source: RefSeq, a predicted model, not a curated record
AUUUUUCAACACAUUUUGUCUGGUGCAGCCGAAGACCUGAGAAUUGUUCUCCUGGGCAAAACUGGAUCCGGUAAAAGUUCAACAGGCAACACCAUCCUGGGAAGGAAAGCUUUUAAUGAAGAAAUGUCUCCUUCCUCUGUCACUAAGAAAUGCAAAAAAGAAAUUACCCACCUGGACGACCGAACAGUGACUGUCAUUGACACUCCUGGGAUGUUUGACACAUCCAUUGCUGAGAAAGAGCUGAGAAGUGAAAUAGAGAAAUGUAUUGAACUGUCUCUCCCUGGACCACAUAUAUUCCUGCUAGUUGUCGAUCUCUCUGCACGCUUUACUAAGGAGGAAAAGAAUGCCGUCGAGUGGAUCACAGAAAACUUUGGUGAGAAAGUCUCAAAGUACACAAUUGUUGUUUUCACCAGAGGUGAUCAGCUCAACGGCACCAUCGAGAGCUACUUGUGCAAAAGUGAAGCUCUGAAGAAGCUUACCAUUGACUGUAAAGCUGGGUAUGCUGUGUUUGACAAUACAACCAGAGGAAAUUGCACUCAGGUGGCUGAUCUGCUUGAAGCCAUAGACAGGACAGUAGAGUUAAAUGGAGGUUAUUAUACCAGCGAUAUUUAUAAAGAGGUCCAGAGAAAACUAUGGUGGCGCCAGGUCGGACAAUAUGCGGAAUCUGCUGGAGUUCGUUUAAUGUGGGCAGCAGCAGGUGCAGCAGCUGCACCUGCUGCAGGUGCUGCUUUGCUGGGAGAGGAAGUCGCAGCUUUAUCUAUGCCACAAAUGUUGGCACUUGGGGGUGCAGCAGUUAUGCGAGGUAUUGGAUGGUUGACCCGUCCUAAACCAAACAGUAGCCAGAGUAAUUCAGAAAAUUGACUUUUAUGUAGUGCAAUCUUCUCUUUCAUAAUAUCUUACCUGUGUUUCAUACUUUCUUAGCAUCUUUUAAAGUUAAUGUUGAUCAUUUUGAUUGUGUAUAGAUUGUGUGGUGAAAGCAUUACAACAUAUUUUGUUUUAACUGAAAAACAUUUAAUAAAACUAUAUUAAAGAAUGA